AUGCGCUGCAACAGCACCCUGGGCGACGACGGCACCCGCGACGGCACCCUGGGCGACGAUGGCAGCAAGGGAACUCUGGCAGACGCCUACGCAGGCAACAGCACCCUGGGCGACGACGGCAACGUGACUUUGGCUGAUGUCUACACGGGCAACAGCACCCUGGGCGACGACGGCAACGUGACUUUGGCUGACGUCUACAAGGUCAACGGCACCCUGGGCGACGACGGCACCCACAACGUAACGUUGGACGACAUCUACACUGACAACGGCACCCUGGCCGACGAUCGCAGCACGGGCAACGGAACUUUGGCAGAUGGCAACGACACCCUGUCCGACGUCUACACCCGCAACGGCACCCUGGGCGACGAUGGCAGCAAUGGUACUUUGGCUGACGUCUACGCGGGCAACGGCACCCUGGGCGACGACGGCAACGAGACUUUGGCUGACGUCUACGCGGGCAACGGCACCCUGGGCGACGACGGCAGCAAUGGAACUUUGGCAGAUGCCGACGCAGGCAACGGCACCCUGAGCGACGACGGCAACGUGACCCUAGCUGACUACACGGGCAACGGAACUUUGGCUGACGGCUACACGGGCAACGGCACCCUGGCCGACGUCGAGACGGGCAACGGAACUUUGGCAGAUGGCAACGGCACCCUGGGCGACGACGGCAACGUGACUUUUGCUGACGUCUACACUGGCAACGGCACCCUGGCCGACGACGACACGGGCAACGGAACUUUGGCAGAUGGCAACGACACCCUGUCCGACGUCUACACCCGCAACGGCACCCUGGGCGACGAUGGCAGCAAUGGUACUUUGGCUGACGUCUACGCGGGCAACGGCACCCUGGGCGACGACGGCAACGAGACUUUGGCUGACGUCUACGCGGGCAACGGCACCCUGGGCGACGACGGCAGCAAUGGAACUUUGGCAGAUGCCGACACGGGCAACGGCACCCUGGGUGACGACGGCAGCAAUGGAACUUUGGCUGACGGCUACACGGGCAACGGCACCCUGGGCGACGACGGCAACGUGACUUUUGCUGACGUCUACACUGGCAACGGCACCCUGGCCGACGUCGAGACGGGCAACGGAACUUUGGCAGAUGGCAACGACACCCUGGGCGACGACGGAAACGUGACUUUGGCUGACGGCUACACGGGCAACGGCACCCUGGGCGACGACGGCAGCAAUGGAACUUUGGCUGAUGGCUACACGGGCAACGGCACCCUGGGCGACGACGGCAACGUGACUUUUGCUGACGUCUACACUGGCAACGGUACCCUGGCCGACGUCGAGACGGGCAACGGAACUUUGGCAGAUGGCAACGGCACCCUGGGCGACGACGGCAGCAAUGGAACUUUGGCUGACGGCUACACGGGCAACGGCAACCUGGGCGACGUCGACACGGGCAACGGAACUUUGGCAGAUGGCAACGGCACCCUGUCCGACGUCUACACCCGCAACGGCACCCUGGGCGACGAUGGCAGCAAUGGUACUUUGGCAGAUGGCUACGCAGGCAACGGCACCCUGGGCGACGACUGCAACGAGACUUUGGCUGACGUCUACGCGGGCAACGGCACCCUGGGCGACGACACCCGCAACGGCACCCUGGACGACGGCAGCAAUGGAACUUUGGCAGAUGCCGACGCAGGCAACGGCACCCUGAGCGACGACGGCAACGUGACCCUAGCUGACGUCUACACGGGCAACGGAACUUUGGCUGACGGCUACACGGGCAACGGCACCCUGGGCGACGACUGCAACGUGACUUUUGCCGACGUCUACACUGGCAACGGCACCCUGGCCGACGUCGAGACGGGCAACGGAACUUUGGCAGAUGGCAACGGCACCCUGGGCGACGACGGCAGCAAUGGAACUUUGGCUGACGGCUACACGGGCAACGGCACCCUGGGCGACGACGGCAACGUGACUUUUGCCGACGUCUACACUGGCAACGGCACCCUGGCCGACGUCGAGACGGGCAACGGAACUUUGGCAGAUGGCAACGGCACCCUGGCCGACGUCGACACGGGCAACGGAACUUUGGCAGAUGGCAACGACACCCUGUCCGACGUCUACACCCGCAACGGCACCCUGGGCGACGAUGGCAGCAAUGGUACUUUGGCUGACGUCUACGCGGGCAACGGCACCCUGGCCGACGUCGACACGGGCAACGGAACUUUGGCAGAUGGCAACGACACCCUGUCCGACGUCUACACCCGCAACGGCACCCUGUCCGACGUCUACACCCGCAACGGCACCCUGGGCGACGAUGGCAGCAAUGGUACUUUGGCUGACGUCUACGCGGGCAACGGCACCCUGGGCGACGACGGCAACGAGACUUUGGCUGACGUCUACGCGGGCAACGGCACCCUGGGCGACGACGGCAGCAAUGGAACUUUGGCAGAUGCCGACGCAGGCAACGGCACCCUGAGCGACGACGGCAACGUGACCCUAGCUGACUACACGGGCAACGGAACUUUGGCUGACGGCUACACGGGCAACGGCACCCUGGGCGACGACGGCAGCAAUGGAACUUUGGCUGACGGCUACACGGGCAACGGCACCCUGGGCGACGACUGCAACGUGACUUUGGCUGACGUCUACACUGGCAACGGCACCCUGGCCGACGUCGACACGGGCAACGGAACUUUGGCAGAUGGCAACGACACCCUGUCCGACGUCUACACCCGCAACGGCACCCUGGGCGACGAUGGCAGCAAUGGUACUUUGGCUGGCGUCUACGCGGGCAACGGCACCCUGGGCGACGACGGCAGCAAUGGAACUUUGGCAGAUGCCGACGCAGGCAACGGCACCCUGAGCGACGACGGCAACGUGACCCUAGCUGACGUCUACACGGGAAACGGAACUUUGGCUGACGGCUACACGGGCAACGGCACCCUGGGCGACGACGGCAACGUGACUUUUGCUGACGUCUACACUGGCAACGGCACCCUGGCCGACGUCGAGACGGGCAACGGAACUUUGGCAGAUGGCAACGACACCCUGGGCGACGACGGAAACGUGACUUUGGCUGACGGCUACACGGGCAACGGCACCCUGGGCGACGACGGCAGCAAUGGAACUUUGGCUGAUGGCUACACGGGCAACGGCACCCUGGGCGACGACGGCAACGUGACUUUUGCUGACGUCUACACUGGCAACGGCACCCUGGCCGACGUCGAGACGGGCAACGGCACCCUGGGCGACGAUGGCAGCAAUGGUACUUUGGCUGACGUCUACGCGGGCAACGGCACCCUGGCCGACGUCGACACGGGCAACGGAACUUUGGCAGAUGGCAACGGCACCCUGUCCGACGUCUACACCCGCAACGGCACCCUGUCCGACGUCUACACCCGCAACGGCACCCUGGGCGACGAUGGCAGCAAUGGUACUUUGGCUGACGUCUACGCGGGCAACGGCACCCUGGGCGACGACGGCAACGAGACUUUGGCUGACGUCUACGCGGGCAACGGCACCCUGGGCGACGACGGCAGCAAUGGAACUUUGGCAGAUGCCGACGCAGGCAACGGCACCCUGAGCGACGACGGCAACGUGACCCUAGCUGACUACACGGGCAACGGAACUUUGGCUGACGGCUACACGGGCAACGGCACCCUGGGCGACGACGGCAGCAAUGGAACUUUGGCUGACGGCUACACGGGCAACGGCACCCUGGGCGACGACUGCAACGUGACUUUGGCUGACGUCUACACUGGCAACGGCACCCUGGCCGACGUCGACACGGGCAACGGAACUUUGGCAGAUGGCAACGACACCCUGUCCGACGUCUACACCCGCAACGGCACCCUGGGCGACGAUGGCAGCAAUGGUACUUUGGCUGGCGUCUACGCGGGCAACGGCACCCUGGGCGACGACGGCAACGAGACUUUGGCUGACGUCUACGCGGGCAACGGCACCCUGGGCGACGACGGCAGCAAUGGAACUUUGGCAGAUGCCGACGCAGGCAACGGCACCCUGAGCGACGACGGCAACGUGACCCUAGCUGACGUCUACACGGGAAACGGAACUUUGGCUGACGGCUACACGGGCAACGGCACCCUGGGCGACGACGGCAACGUGACUUUUGCUGACGGCUACACGGGCAACGGCAACCUGGCCGACGUCGACACGGGCAACGGAACUUUGGCAGAUGGCAACGGCACCCUGGGCGACGACGGCAACGUGACUUUUGCUGACGUCUACACUGGCAACGGCACCCUGGCCGACGUCGAGACGGGCAACGGAACUUUGGCAGAUGGCAACGGCACCCUGGGCGACGACUGCAACGUGACUUUGCCUGGCGGCUACACAGGCAACGGCACCCUGGGCGACGACGGCAGCAAUGGAACUUUGGCUGACGUCUACACUGGCAACGGCACCCUGGGCGACGACGGCAGCAAUGGAACUUUGGCUGACGGCUACACGGGCAACGGCAACCUGGCCGACGUCGACACGGGCAACGGAACUUUGGCAGAUGGCAAUGACACCCUGGGCGACGUCUACACCCGCAACGGCACCCUGGCCGACGAUGGCACCCUGGCCGACAAUGGCAGCAAUGGUACUUUGGCAGAUGGCUACUCAGGCAACGGCACCCUGGGCGACGACGGCAAUGUGACUUUUGCUGACGUCUACACUGGCAACGGCACCCUGGGCGACGACGGCAGCAAUGGAACUUUGGCUGACGGCUACACGGGCAACGGCAACCUGGCCGACGUCGACACGGGCAACGGAACUUUGGCAGAUGGCAAUGACACCCUGGGCGACGUCUACACCCGCAACGGCACCCUGGCCGACGAUGGCACCCUGGCCGACAAUGGCAGCAAUGGUACUUUGGCAGAUGGCUACUCAGGCAACGGCACCCUGGGCGACGACCACAAUGUAACUUUGGCCGACAUCUACACUGGCAAUGGCACCCUGGGCGACGACGGCAACUUAACUCUGACCGACGGCUACACGGGCACCUCGGACCUCGUCGCCUAGAAACAGUUUUUGGGACAGUGCAUUAGUUAAGAUGUUUUUGCUUGUACCUACUUAUCUCUGCUUUCAAUAAAACUAUUGCCUUAA
Messenger RNA from Gasterosteus aculeatus aculeatus (three-spined stickleback), 5073 nucleotides. The record is from RefSeq and is a predicted model, not a curated record. Lineage: Eukaryota; Metazoa; Chordata; Actinopteri; Perciformes; Gasterosteidae.